CCAUGCGCACCUACCAUAGAGCUGGCGCAGAGCGCCCACCCUUUAUAGCCCCCUCACUUCCGCUCCGCCUCAGUCGCCGCUUCCGGUGCGGCGGCAAUGGCGGAGGUGCAGCUGCUCCGCGUCCUGGCCGUGUCCAGCGAGGAUCCGCAACACCCAGCCCGGAACCUGCUACAUCCGGAUGCCGGCGGCAGGUGGAUGGGAGCGAAGGGAGAGACACAGAUCAGUGUGGAGCUGGAGCUCCCCCCAGGGCAGCGGCUCCAGCGGCUCCUCAUUGGCAACAAUGGCUCUGCCUUCGUCGAGGCCCUUGUGGGCACCCAGGGAGGGGAUGGCUUCCAGGUGCUGCUGCCCACAGCUGCCUUCAUGACCCCCCGCGAGAGCCGGCAGGGGGCGGAGCCUCGGAGGGGGCGGAGCUUCGGGCCCGAGGCCCUGGUGAAGGGCACCCUGGGGGGGGGAUGGGACCGACUGCGCCUGGUCUGCACCCAGCCCUAUAGCCAGGAACGUCCCUUUGGUCUCUCCUAUGUUCGUCUCUUCGCCCCCUCCGAGGAUGCAGCUCCUGCUGAGACCAAGGUUCGCCGCUUGGGCCCCUUCACCCUCCGCGAGGGGGGGGGGCCCCUCCCCCCUGCGCCCCCCCGGGGCCCUCUUCUACCAGCGCCCCCCCUCCCCCACAGCCCCCCCCAAGGCCCCUCCCCCUGGCCCCACGUAUGCAGAUGCCGCCCUCAAGGCCAGCGCUGGCUCCGCCCCCAAGCCUCGGCCCCCCAAGCGCCGCCCCUCCCCUCCCCCCCCCCCACCCCCUCCACAACCAAUGGGACGCCUCGGAAGAAGCCCCGCCCCUCUCCGCCUCAAGCCACGCCCCCUCCCUCGGAGGCCACGCCCCCCCCGGACGCCAUCUUGGCCGGGGUGGUCGUGGCCCUCAGUGGCUACCAGAACCCCCUUCGUGGCCAAUUGCGAGCGGCCGCGGUUGCCAUGGGAGCAGAGUACAGCCCUGAUUGGACGCCGCGGUGCACGCACCUCGUCUCCGCCUUCCCCCGCACCCCUAAGGCCGCUCGGGCCCGAGCUAUGGGGGGGGUCGUGGUGAGCCCUGAUUGGAUCUGGGACUGCCGGAGGCGGGGCCAGCGCCUGCCCUGCCGCACGUACCUCUUGGAUGGCUCCGCCUCCUCCGGCAGCGAAGGGGAGGAGCCUGAUGAGGCCACACCCCCUCCAGACCCCGCCCCUCACGUGACCACAGGAAGUGAUUCGGGUGAUGAGAGCGACCAAUCAGAGCCGGAUGAUCCCUAUGGAGGCUCCACUGAGGAGAACAGUGAGGAGGAGGAGGAGGAGGAAGAGCCCAUCCCCCCCUUGCCUGACUUCUUCCGGGGCCUCUCGUUCCUAUUGGCUGGCAGCUUCCCGGAGGGGGAGGGGCGGCAGCUGCGGCGUCUGGUGAUUGCCUUUGGGGGGACCCUGGCCCCCUCCAUGAACGCCUCAGUGACCCACGUGGUGACAGCCCAAGGCUGGGACGAGACCUUCGACCAGGCGCUGGAGCUCCGCCCCUCGCUGACCAUCGUGCGUCCCCAUUGGCUGCUGCGCUGUGGGGAGCAGCUGCGCCCCCUGCCGGCCCAGCCCUACGCCGUGGUGCCGACCGACGUGUGACGUCAUCACGCUGCCCCCCCCA
Messenger RNA from Melopsittacus undulatus (budgerigar), 1648 nucleotides. It is a transcript of the gene XRCC1, whose product is annotated as X-ray repair cross complementing 1. The transcript has 15 exons. Bases 97 to 1626 code for a protein of 509 amino acids. Gene Ontology annotation, cellular component: nucleus. Gene Ontology annotation, biological process: base-excision repair; single strand break repair. The record is from RefSeq and is a predicted model, not a curated record. Gene Ontology annotation, molecular function: damaged DNA binding. Lineage: Eukaryota; Metazoa; Chordata; Aves; Psittaciformes; Psittaculidae.